AUGUCCAUCCUAGGAAAACUGCUCUACAUCACUGUCCUCCUUCUCAACGCCAUCUGCAUCCCCUCAGAAGACCGAUUCCUCGCGCGCGUCUCCCUCACCCCGUCGACAUACCACCGCGCCUUUGGCCAAGAACCAGACACCGGCGUGAAAUACAAAAUCAUACAGCUGAUUGCCAGCGUGCGGACUGUCAUGAGGAGUAUGCAAACCAAACCCCCCUUAGACCUAUAA
Canariomyces notabilis is the source of this 228-nucleotide messenger RNA. Its product is annotated as Yos1-like protein. Bases 1 to 228 code for a protein of 75 amino acids. NCBI's taxonomy places the organism in Eukaryota, Fungi, Ascomycota, Sordariomycetes, Sordariales, Chaetomiaceae. Gene Ontology annotation, cellular component: COPII-coated ER to Golgi transport vesicle; Golgi membrane; endoplasmic reticulum membrane. The record is from RefSeq and is a predicted model, not a curated record. Gene Ontology annotation, biological process: endoplasmic reticulum to Golgi vesicle-mediated transport. The transcript has 3 exons.